Messenger RNA from Corythoichthys intestinalis (scribbled pipefish), 7788 nucleotides. RefSeq names its product host cell factor C1a (gene hcfc1a). The record is from RefSeq and is a predicted model, not a curated record. Gene Ontology annotation, biological process: chromatin remodeling; regulation of DNA-templated transcription. Gene Ontology annotation, cellular component: histone methyltransferase complex. Bases 350 to 5515 code for a protein of 1721 amino acids. The transcript has 28 exons. Lineage: Eukaryota; Metazoa; Chordata; Actinopteri; Syngnathiformes; Syngnathidae. Gene Ontology annotation, molecular function: protein binding; transcription coactivator activity.
CGUGCUGUAAUGAGUUAUACGUCGUUACGUGUUAGCAUAAUGUGUAUUCCGAAUGCUUAUUAACUUUCCUCUUCGCGCAUUCGAUAUUUUUCGAUUUUUUACAGGUUAAAUUGAAAGAUUAUAUUAAUUAUUGGCCAACAUAGUCAGCAAGUUGUUCUCCGUCGCCAUGUUUACUUUGGGUGACGCCAACUCUCUCCAUUUUCCUCCGCCUCUGGUUGUCAAGAAGAUGGCAGCUUCCAGGCAGGCAUGAGAGGAAAUUUUUCUUCGCAAAUCGAAUGAAUCUGGAUUAUUCCCACAAGAUUAGACCACCCAUCAGUGCUUUUGCAAAUCCUGCAUCGAAUUAGAAGUCAUGUCUGUCCCUGGUUCCGCGGUGACUGGGACCUCGGCGUCCGUUCUGCAACCGCGAUGGAAACGGGUCCUCGGAUGGUCGGGUCCCGUUCCCCGGCCCAGACAUGGACACAGGGCUGUGGCGAUAAAGGAACUGAUGGUUGUGUUUGGCGGUGGAAAUGAAGGGAUAGUGGAUGAAUUACAUGUCUAUAAUACCGCAACAAACCAGUGGUUUAUCCCUGCUGUUCGUGGUGACAUUCCACCUGGUUGUGCCGCUUAUGGUUUUGUCUGUGAUGGCACAAGAUUGCUGGUAUUUGGUGGUAUGGUGGAAUAUGGAAAAUACAGCAAUGAUCUCUAUGAACUACAGGCCAGCAGAUGGGAGUGGAAAAAGUUAAAAGCAAAAAAUCCCAAAAAUGGCCCCCCUCCUUGUCCCCGUCUUGGUCACAGUUUUUCCUUGGUGGGAAACAAAUGCUACUUGUUUGGUGGACUCGCCAAUGACAGCGAGGACCCAAAAAACAACAUUCCCAGAUACCUGAAUGAUUUGUACAUACUCGAGCUUCGUGCCGGGUCCAGCGUUGUCGCAUGGGAUAUUCCAAUCACAUAUGGAGUCCUGCCUCCUCCUCGAGAGAGCCACACUGCAGUGGUUUACACAGAGAAGCUGAGUAGAAAAUCCCGACUGAUCAUUUAUGGAGGGAUGAGUGGAUGCCGUCUUGGAGAUCUAUGGACUCUAGAUAUCGAUACCUUAACAUGGAACAAACCAUCAGUGAACGGCACAGCACCACUCCCUAGGAGUCUACACUCUGCCACUACAAUCACAAAUAAGAUGUAUGUUUUUGGUGGCUGGGUUCCUCUGGUAAUGGAUGAUGUCAAAGUGGCCACACAUGAAAAGGAGUGGAAAUGCACAAACACCCUGGCCUGCUUAAAUCUUGACUCCAUGUGCUGGGAGACGGUGUUGAUGGACACCCUUGAAGACAACAUUCCCAGGGCCCGUGCUGGCCACUGUGCUGUGUCUAUCAAUUCUAGACUUUAUGUUUGGAGCGGCCGUGAUGGUUACCGCAAAGCAUGGAACAACCAAGUCUGUUGUAAAGACCUGUGGUACCUGGAAACUGAGCGGCCGCAUGCCCCUGCUCGGGUGCAGUUGGUCCGUGCCAAUACAAACUCCCUGGAAGUGAGCUGGGGUGCAGUUUCGACUGCAGACACAUAUUUGUUGCAGCUGCAGAAAUAUGACAUCCCCGCAACUCCAGCUGCAGCCUCGCCAGCAAUGGGUUCACUCCCCUCGCAACCUGUGAAUUCUCCUAAGAGUCCCGCUCCAGCUGCUGCGGCCCCCUCUCCACAGAAUCUGCCACAAACUGCUGUGUUGAAGGUUGCCACUCAGCAAUCUGCCACAGGCGCAUCAGUUGUCACAGUCCGCCCGACACAGCCUGGGAAAUCUCCUGUCACUGUGACAUCCCUUCCUCCUGGUGUCAGAAUGGUUGUGCCAGCUACCCAAGGAUCGCCAAUUGGAAGCAGCCCUCAGAUGAGUGGCAUGGCAGCUUUGGCUGCUGCAGCUGCAGCCACACAGAAGAUUCCGCCGUCCUCUGCUGGAACAGUCCUCAAUGUUCCCGCAGGCGCCACAAUUCUCAAAACAGUUGCCGUUUCCCCUGGCACAACCACAGUCAAAGUUGCUUCCCCAGUCAUGGUUAGCAAUCCUGCCACCCGUAUGCUGAAGACUGCUGCAGCUCAGGUGGGCACCGCAGGCACGUCUUCCCCCACUACUACCACCAGGCCCAUCAUCACUGUGCACAAGUCUGGCGCGGUCACUGUGGCUCAGCAGGCCCAGGUAGUAACCACUGUGAUGGGAGGAGUUACCAAGACAAUCGCCUUGGUCAAGAGUCCCCUCACCAUGGGCAGUGGUGGCACUCUGAUCUCCAACCUUGGCAAGAUGAUGUCAGUGGUCCAAACGAAGCCAGUGCAGACAUCAGCUGUGACAGGCCAGGCUUCAACCAACCCUCUGACCCAAAUAAUUCAGGCAAAGGGUCCCCUGCCAGCUGGUACCAUUUUGAAACUGGUGACUUCUGCGGAUGGAAAGCCUGCAACGAUCAUUACCACCUCCCAGGCUGGAGGUGCCGGAAACAAGCCCACAAUCCUUAAUAUCAGUGGAGUCUCUUCAAAUGCAGCUAAACAGGGCCCGACUAUUAUUAAAACCAUCCCGAUGUCGGCCAUCAUGACCCAACCUGGAGCAACAGGUGUAACGAGCAGUACCGGGAUGAAAACACCCAUUACAAUCCUCACGACCAAAGUGAUGACCACUGGAACACCUGGCAAAAUUAUCACUGCAGUGCCCAAGCUAGGCGCAGCAGCUGGCCAACAGGGAUUGACACAGGUCGUUUUGAAAGGUGCCCCGGGUCAGCCAGGGACUAUUUUGCGCACUGUACCCAUGAGCACAGUAGGCGGGGUUCGACUUGUUACUCCAGUGACGGUAUCUGCCGUUAAACCCACUGUCACAACCCUAGUUGUCAAGGGAACAACUGGAGUCACCUCUCUUGGAACAGUGACUGGUACAGUCUCCACAAGCCUGGCAGGUGGCACUGUGGACACUGCUAACGCAUCACUGGUUACUCCCAUCACCACAUUGGGGACCAUUGCUACCCUUUCCAGUCAGGUCAUCAGCUCACCUGCGAUAACUGUGUCAGCUGCCCAGACCACUCUAACGUCUGCAUCCACGUUGCCCUCCUCCACCAUUACAGUGCAGAAUCAACCCACCCAGGUGACUCUGAUCACAACUCCCAGUGGUGUAGAAGCCCAGCCUGUGCAGGAUUUACCAGUAUCAAUUCUGGCUUCACCCACUUCUGAGCAGCCCAGCUCCUCUGAGGCUGGAGCUGCUGGGGAUGGGUCCGGGACUGUUACAUUGGUCUGCUCUAACCCGCCGUGUGAGACGCACGACACCGGAACUACUAAUACAGCCACGACAUCGUCUGCCAGCAUUGGUGCAGUGCAAGUUUGCUCCAAUCCACCUUGUGAAACCCACGAAACAGGAACCACCUCCACUGCCACCACCUCCUCCGCUACAAUUGGAGCAGGACAGGUCUGCUCUAACCCGCCCUGCGAGACCCACGAAACGGGAACCACCAACACAGCUACAACGGCAUCCUCAAAUAUGGCCACUCUUCGCGUCUGUUCCAACCCGCCAUGUGAAACCCACGAAACUGGAACAACCAACACGGCAACCACAGCCUCAGCUAGCAUGGGAGUACAGCAGGUGUGCUCCAAUCCUCCAUGCGAGACUCAUGUGACCGGUACCACCAACACAUCCACUCAGGCAUCUUCCAACAUGAGUGAAAGCCAGACCAGCACAGUGCAGAGGGUUUGCUCCAACCCUCCUUGCGAAACCCAUGAGACCGGAACAACGAAUACGUCGUCGACGGCCACCUCCAGCAUGGGAGGAGACCAGACCACUUCAGCAACUGGUGCCGUUCAAAGAGUUUGCUCCAACCCCCCUUGUGAAACACAUGAAACCGGGACCACCAACACAGCCACUACUGCCACCAGCAGUCUUGAGACAGGAGAAGGCACAGCAGCUCAGCAGACAGAGGAUGUAACCGAAGCCACCAGCAGCACUGAAGAGGCCUCAUCCACUGCAACAGCUGUUACUGCCACCCAGGGCAGGGCCAUCACUACUGUCACUCAGUCCACGCCUGCCCCCGGGCCAUCCGUACCUUCAAUCUCGUCAAUCACCGAGGGGGUGAGCACUGCAGCUAGUUCAACUGAAGAAGAACCCAUGCAGACUGAAGCAACCGCACCUGCAGAAGUGGCGCCUGCAGAGGAGGAACCCACUCCUAUGGAAACUCAGGCAGAAGGAGACGCAGCAACAGUCGACACAGCAGCAGUCGACGCAGCAGCAGUUGCCACAGCCACAGCUUUGAACCUGCCGUCUGAACUCAUGUCUGAAGGCCAGGGAGCCACGUUGAUGGUAACGGGACUGUCAGACGAAGAACUCGCCGUCACAGCGGCAGCAGAGGCCGCCGCUCAGGCAGCGGCUACUGAAGAGGCACAGGCACUGGCCAUCCAAGCGGUCCUUCAGGCCGCCCAACAAGCUGUAAUGAAUGAAGGCGAUGCAUCCGGAGAGGCUCAGCAAACAACCGGCAUCCCCAUCAUGCUGACACAGCAGGAGCUUGCAGCACUGGUCCAGCAGCAGCAGCAGCUACAGGAGGCCCAGGCUGCCGCCCAGCAGGGCACCGUCGACACGAGCAUGCCCACUGAGGGUCUCGCUCCGGCCGACAGCCUCAACGACCCCUCCGUAGAGAGUAACGGACACAGUGAGAUGGCUGCUGCGGUAACCAGUGCGGUGGCCGCCCUACUGCCACGUACCACCGCUGAAACACUUGCUCCUUCGAGUACAUUUGCGCCAGCUGUGUCGGUGGCCAGUCCGGCCAAGCUGCAAGCAGCAGCUGCGCUCGCUGAAGUAGCCAAUGGCAUUGAGGGAGAGAAGCAAGCCCCUCAGCCGACCCCUGUGAAGCCUGCUGUAAAGAAAGAGAACCAGUGGUUUGAUGUUGGAAUUGUCAAAGUGACAAAUAUGGUUGUCACACACUUUUAUGUACCGGCAGAUGAUUCUCAAGGAGAUGACGACUCUGGAGUCAUUCCAGACUACAGCCAGAUGAAGAAAAUGGAGCUUCAGCCAGGAACGGCGUACAAGUUCCGUGUAGCUGGAAUCAAUGCAUGCGGCCGCGGCACCUUCUCUGAGAUCUCAGCUUUCAAGACUUGUUUGCCCGGAUUCCCCGGUGCACCGUGCGCCAUCAAAAUCAGCAAGAGCCCCGAUGGCGCUCACCUGACCUGGGAGCCUCCCUCAGUGACGUCAGGGAAGAUCAUCGAGUAUUCCGUGUACCUGGCCAUCCAGAGCAACCAGACAGCCGAGGCCAAGGCCUCUACCCCGGCCCAGUUAGCGUUUAUGCGUGUGUACUGUGGACCCAAUCCCUCUUGCCUGGUGCAGUCUUCCAGUCUCUCCAACGCUCACAUCGACUACACCACCAAGCCAGCCAUAAUAUUCCGCAUCGCUGCCCGAAACGAGAAGGGCUAUGGUCCUGCCACUCAAGUUCGAUGGCUGCAGGAAUCUGGCAAAGACGGUGCCUCCGCAAAACCGGCACCCAAAAGACCAGGCACCUCACCUGAUACUAAGACUACUGGUCCAAAGAAAGCAAGGACGGACCAGUGAGGUUGUCCAGAGAUCCCUGCCCCUUUUUGUCCUUUUUUCCUACUUGCUGUCCUUUUUAUCCGGAAGACCUCUUCAUCCUCAAUGUCAUCCUAAUCGCAUCCUCCUCCACCCACAAGUCUCAGGCCAGACGGCAAUGGAGGCAGAACACCUGAGUUAUGCAGAGAUGAAAGUCUAUCUGAGAGAUGUUUCUGUAGAUACACCCCACUUUUCAUCCAUGUUCCGUUGGCCAUGUUAUUUGUAGAGACAUGACGUUAGCAGCACAUUAUCUUUUUCAGUCGAAAACCCUUCCACCAUUUUAACUUUGCUUUUUGGGGCUUGUUUCAGUACUUUAGCAGUAUAGAGAAGCAUUUACAUCCUUCACAAACUGGGAGCCAGCCCGAAUGCUAUGUUACUUUUGCGUGUGUGUGUGUCUCUUGUGAAUCAUUGGGGAUGUAGAGAGACUACAUAAAAAUGUACAGUGUUGGAACAAGGUUGCGGCGGCAUUAGAUUAGGUGAGAGGAAAAAAAUUGGUAUGGAAUCAAAUAAAAGCACUUGUCCUAAAUGAUAGGACAUUAUUUUUUUCCCCCUUUCUUUUUUUGCUCCAAAUUGCUUCUUGAAGACCCAGGUCCAUACAGUUAGAAUGGUAUUGGGUACAUCAUCACUGUGUGCUUUUCACUCACACCAACAUGUGGACUGUUGACAUCUGGAUGUGGUCAAGGAAGAAAAAAAAGACAAUUUGUAGAGAGUUGACCUUGAACUUUGCUUCGACUGAGACUUGCAGCACAUACACACACAGAUAGCAACACCCCCCCCCCCCCCCUCCCAAAUUAGCGAGCAAUGACGCAGAAGAUCUUUUUGUGUAGUUUAUUUUUGUAUUUUUUAAGCCUUUACUCUCCUUCUGUGUGUAUGUUGUGCAUUUUAAAGCAUCACUUUUUUUUUAAGCUAUUGUUCAUCCCCCAGAAUAGUUUGUUUGUUGGCAGACUGUUGGCCAUGUUGAAGUUGCCACUAUAUUUUUAAAAGUUGUCAUUCAGUUGGUUGUAUGUUCAUGUUAACAGACGGUAAUUAAAGAGCGAGACUUUGUUCGUAUUUGUUCCAAGUAGAACCGAAGUGGUUAUAGGACUGAAGGGAACUUAAAAGUGGGAGAGAUUUUACUUUUGUUUACUGCAGCUUUCUCAAUGCUUGUGUUUUGCUCCGUUUGCCAAACAUGGAGUUUCCCGGGAUUCAUACCCACCACCUUAACAUCCCAUGAUUUAUGAUGCUUUUUAUGCUCAUGAAUGUGGUAUCUCACCUCUUCAUUUUUGUUUUGUUAGAAUGUCAAAUUAUAAUAGUAGGCUUAUUCCCCUAUCUUAUUGAUGUAUGUGAACCCAUUUAAUAAAUUUUAAUUUUUUUUCCCUUCCAUGACUCUGUAUUUCAAACUGCAGAUGGCGUGCGGGUCAGUCUGAACGGGGUUUUCUAGAGCGAGAGCUUAAAUAGCCAGAGUGUACUCACUUGUAAAUUAAUUCGUUCAUAGAGCAAGAAUAAAACGAAACAAAAUCACCUUGGCCUUUUAUAUAAUUACCUGUGACAAACUGUUUUUACAUACUGGUCAUCUCUUCAUUGCCUUUUUGUGUAUUUACUAUGAAAGAAAAAUUCUAUAUACAAAGCUAUCUAUAGUCACUCGACUUGUUUUCGAUUUGCUUGUGCCCCGCUGAUUCGCUGUGUGAGAGUCAGAAUCCCUUUAGAGUACAGCACCAACUUGUACUGGGAUGUUUCUGUUUUAGCCACGAUGAGUGGCCAGAUACCAUCGCCUUUUCUCUGGCUCGCAUCUAAUCUACCAUUUGUGGGUUCUCUAAGUUUCUUUCUCUGGCUGAAUUCAACCUUUCAUAUGCAUUUUUUUUUUUUGUGCGUGUCAGUGUGUCCGUUGAACAAAACUAGACAUGCAUGCAAAAACAGUGUAUUUUGGUAGUGAUGCCUUAAGUUAGAUCAUAUGCUGAAGGUUCUACAAGGAAAAACAAAAAAACAUUAAGUUUGUUCCUCUCUCCACGUGGUAUUCAAGUGUGUCCUUUCCUUCCUCAGUACCUUUUCAGGGUCACUCUUUUUGCACCCUUGUUAGAUAGGUCUCCAUCAGCAGUGCCGAGAUGUGUCUGAACUUUUCCCUCCACGAGUGGUGCUUUCAGCACUGGCAGUCGUUGCGAGUUUCUCUGUCGGCCGAUCGCAAGUUACCUGGAAAUGUCCUGUAUUUUCAAAUGUGUGUUUUUUUGUACUGUAGGGAGUAAUGUAUCUUUUAUCAUCAAAAAAUAAACAUGGUAAACAGA